Molecule: messenger RNA, 780 nt
Organism: Tauraco erythrolophus (red-crested turaco)
Lineage: Eukaryota; Metazoa; Chordata; Aves; Musophagiformes; Musophagidae
Source: RefSeq, a predicted model, not a curated record
AUGUUGGCACGGGCGGUGCGUGUGCCCCGUGUGCCUCGAGCUCGUGUAAACGGGAAGGUGGCGGUGGGAGAUGGGGGUGAUUUUUAUGAAUGUGUUUGUAUUGUGGGAGAAAAUUUUACUUUUCCAGUAAAACUAGACCGAAAAAUAGUAGAAAUGAUUUGGAAGAACAAGGAUGAAGUGGCCAAAUGGGAAGGGCAAGCCGAAACGUAUUUUCCUUCUCUCAGUAAUAGAGGCUUGCUUCAUGAGAAUGGGAGCUUGACUAUAUUUAACUUGGAGAAUAAUGAUGCUGACAUAUAUAUGUUAGAAUACUUCGAUUAUACAGAAAAAAACAAAACCUUCAUACUGACUGUGUUAGAUCCCCCUUCCAAACCUGAAAUAAGUUGCAACAUCAGUGGCGAUGACCUUGUGUUAAAGCGUACGGCAGAUUUCCCGCAGCCUCUGAAUUACACUUGGAAGUUCAGUAGCAUACAAAUCACACAUCACACCCAGGAAGUUCCCAUCCCGAAGAAUAUUGAUGCUUCUGGGAAAGCUACAUGUUUCAUUAAAUUUUCUCAAACGGAAAAGAGCUCUGCAAUCUCUUUGCCUCAAUGCCCUGCAUAUAAAAAACUUAAUGAAUGGCUCAGGCUGUAUAUGCGAGGAGACGGCUAUCACAGAAGGAACAGAGACGGUCUUAUUGCAGCUUUUGUUCUCUUUAUUCUAUUUGUAGGAAUACUAGUACUAGUAUUCCUAUUCAGAAGAGGCUAUGACUGUGUAUCUCUUGCUACCACCUUCUUAGGUUAA